Messenger RNA from Oldenlandia corymbosa var. corymbosa, 768 nucleotides. Lineage: Eukaryota; Viridiplantae; Streptophyta; Magnoliopsida; Gentianales; Rubiaceae. The record is from the annotation of a GenBank genome assembly.
AUGGCUGCUGUCACAACACAAGCUUCCAUUGCUGUAUUCAGGCCAUCUGCCUCGAAAACCAGGUUCCUUACUGGAUCAUCAUCUGGUAAACUGAACAGGGAACUCUCCAUUAGACCCUCAACUUCUUCUUCUUCAUCCAACAAUGCAUUCAAAGUUGAAGCCAAGAAAGGUGAAUGGCUACCAGGCUUGGCCUCUCCAGCUUAUCUUGAUGGCAGUCUCCCUGGUGACAAUGGCUUUGAUCCAUUGGGGCUAGCUGAAGAUCCUGAAGACCUGAAAUGGUAUGUCCAAGCUGAGCUUGUUAAUGGCAGAUGGGCUAUGUUGGGUGUUGCUGGAAUGCUAUUACCUGAAGUUUUCACUAAGAUUGGGAUCCUCAAUGUUCCUAAAUGGUACGAUGCCGGCAAGGAAGAGUACUUUGCUUCAUCAUCCACACUUUUCGUGAUCGAAUUCAUCUUGUUCCACUACGUCGAGAUCAGGAGAUGGCAAGACAUCAAGAACCCAGGAAGUGUUAACCAAGAUCCUAUCUUUAAGAGCUACAGUUUGCCCCCUAAUGAGGUUGGCUACCCAGGAGGGAUUUUCAACCCCCUCAAUUUUGCUCCAACAUUGGAAGCCAAAGAGAAAGAAAUUGCUAAUGGGAGAUUGGCCAUGUUAGCUUUCUUGGGAUUCAUCAUCCAGCACAAUGUCACUGGACAAGGACCUUUUGACAACCUUCUGCAACACCUCUCAGACCCAUGGCACAACACCAUCAUCCAAACAUUUGCCGGCAAAUGA